Messenger RNA from Vicia villosa (hairy vetch), 348 nucleotides. RefSeq names its product UPF0161 protein At3g09310-like. The transcript has 4 exons. The coding region runs from base 1 to 348 and encodes 115 amino acids. The record is from RefSeq and is a predicted model, not a curated record. NCBI's taxonomy places the organism in Eukaryota, Viridiplantae, Streptophyta, Magnoliopsida, Fabales, Fabaceae.
AUGCCCAUGAGAUCGAAGAAAAAGCUAGAGCUUGUUCACUCAAAUGUUCAUGGACCUUUUGAAGUCAAGAUGAAUGAAGAUGCCCAAGUUGACAAUUUCGGAGUCAAAGCUGCUCUUUCCAUCUUAAGAUUCUACAAAAGGGAAAUUUCGCCAAUCUUGCCGAGGAGCUGUCGAUACGUUCCAACUUGCAGUGAGUAUUCCAUGGAGGCAUAUAAGAGGUAUGGUGUUUUGAAGGGUACAACUUUGACCGUGUGCCGUCUCUGUCGUUGCAAUCCUCUUGGUGGGUCUGGAUUUGAUCCUCCAAGAUGGUUUGGUGAGAUUAGACAAGGGGAAGAACUUGACGAUUGA